Pleurotus ostreatus (oyster mushroom) is the source of this 906-nucleotide messenger RNA. RefSeq lists its product as uncharacterized. The record is from RefSeq and is a predicted model, not a curated record. Lineage: Eukaryota; Fungi; Basidiomycota; Agaricomycetes; Agaricales; Pleurotaceae. The transcript is spliced from 4 exons. The coding region runs from base 1 to 906 and encodes 301 amino acids.
AUGAACGGUUCAAAGGAGGUCUGGCGCCUUGCCAGCGAGUACGAGUACGACACAUCUCCACCACCUACCUCUGCCCUACCCGACGACGGCCAGCUAGAUGCCUAUGCGCAGUCUGCCUCCUUCUACCACUCAUCCCAUUCCGAUCCACACGCGUGCCUACCGCGCUUCGUCUACCCCUCCCUCCUCGUCUGUGGCACCAACCAGGCGUUCAUAUUCGAUGUCCUCACCGGGGCGCGGGUGCAGCUUAUCGGUGACCUGCAAGACGUCAACGCACACGGGGACGGGCUGGACGACAUCACAUACGUGGACGUGAAUGUGCGGCAUGUGUUCGUGUGCUGCGAGUCGGUGCUAAAGGUGUUCUUGCGAGAGACUGGGCGCUGCGUGCUGGAGAUCACGUCAGACCAGGUGUAUUACGGCGAUCAGCGAUUCACACUCGUGUACACACCACCAGACAACAGCCACUGGCAUCCGCAGUCGGAGCUCAUGCGGUGCAACACGCAGAAAGACGUCGAUAUGACCGUGCCCGCGGAAUCGCAGUUCAAUCAGCCACGUCUCGUCGUGCAUGGAUCGCAUAUGGCGCUCCUCCUCUCUUGCUCGUGCCUCAUCGUCGUGCCCGACUUUGAGAGGAUCAUAUCAGGGGAAACAACCCUGCGCGCCGCCGCCCUCGACAUUCAGCUCGGGUCAAUGGGGUCCCAGUCGAUAUACCUUACCUACGAGCAUGGCAGGAUCGCCGUCGCUACUGCCAGCGGCGUGUUCAUAGUGCAGUUCGCUCUCGGGCCCGAUGGUAGCUACGGUUCGGAGAUCACUGUGCAUCGCGUCGUGCGCAUGGCUCGCUACCACGACCUGCAGUACAUCAGCUGCCUGCAGAUGGCAAGGUGGGAGUACGUAGCAGCGGCGUGCAUGUAG